This is a messenger RNA of Porites evermanni, 417 nucleotides long. The record is from the annotation of a GenBank genome assembly. NCBI's taxonomy places the organism in Eukaryota, Metazoa, Cnidaria, Anthozoa, Scleractinia, Poritidae.
AUUACUACAAAGCAUUUUUUUCAAGACCUUAAUGAUGAAAAGAGUAAAGUAGCCCAGACUUUACAACGACAAAUACAAUUGUACUUCCAACAUCGUAUCAUUGCAACACCAGAAGGAGUGUCUGGCCUGAUUGAAUAUAUAAAGGGCACGCACAACAUGGCCUUGCAAUCGGUGGGUAUAGGAUCUCUAGAAAUAACAUUUCGGUGCCCCUCCUUGGAGAGCCUUGAAAGUUUGUGGAGUGACUAUCAGUCAGGUCACCUUAAUGACGUUGCCGAGAGAUACCUUGUGACUGAUGACAUAAAGAAGAAACUGAACUUGGAGAGUAUCGGGCUGGAGACAACUAUUGAAGAAGAAAACUACCUGAUUUGUAAGGAAAUUCUAAUGGAAAAAUCAUGUAAGCCUGAAAGCUCUUUAUAA